This is a messenger RNA of Funneliformis caledonium, 248 nucleotides long. The record is from the annotation of a GenBank genome assembly. NCBI's taxonomy places the organism in Eukaryota, Fungi, Glomeromycota, Glomeromycetes, Glomerales, Glomeraceae.
CUUGUACGUUAAAGGAGCGGUAUCAAAUAACAAAACCAGUUAGCAUAAUAGCAAGAACUAUAAGUCCAAGUGGGAUGCCUGGUACUCUUGCUAAAGGUCUGUGUAUACCUGCGAAUAAUAGUAAAUUUAUCGAACAAUUGAGUAGAAGACUAGCCGUUUUUGAGACUGGAAUUUCUCCGGAGGGAAUUUUGGAGGACAUAUGGAAGGUUAAAGUUCAAUAUGGUGAACAAUGUAUUGAAGUCAAUAUA